AUGGAGGCAAAAUUACCAUUAAUCCGCUUCAAAAUCACAGUUGGACGUCAAGGUAAGAAAGAAUGGAACUUUCGAGGACAAAAUAUUAUACUAGAAGUAGAAAAUACCGAGAAAAAUCCACAUUUUAAAGUAAUUCAAGAUGAUACAGGAUUUUUAAUUAUUAAAUCAUUAUAUAAUGAUGUACGAGAACUAUUUUCCAAACUCAAGCAGGCUAAUAAAUCAAGUUUACAACCACCAAUUUUAGAUGUUCCAUAUAUGUUCAUAUUUUACGAUGCAGCAAAGCAAACAAUCAUUGCAAGCAAGGAUAUAAUUGGACUUUCUUCAGCUCUUUACAUAGAAUAUCCAUUUUGCAUUUCAUCCUACGGAAUUCAAGGCAAAGAAGUACCUCCAGGAGUUACAAUAUUUACUGAAAAUGGUGUUUGCACCAUUAAACCUGCUCCUUACUCAGCGCAUCGUGAUGAUCCAAGCAUCACAGUUGAUCAAGCAAUGGACAUGCUGCAAGAAGCAAUUGUCAAGGCCACAGAUCCAAACGCAACUGUUUUAUUCUCCGGUGGCCUUGAUUCUACAGUUCUUGCUGCAGCACAAGCCUUAGCUGGAGCGAAAGAAGUAAAUUUAGUCAAUUUCUGUGCUAAUGAGAACGCUCCUGAUUAUUCAUCAGCACAACAAAGUUACAAUGAUCUUGUUGCCGCUUUCCCUAACACGAAAUUCAACUUCAUUCAAGAAGUCGGAGAUCUAAACGAACUAAUAAACCUUGGUCCAUCGAUUAUACAGAAUGUCAUGCCACUGGAAACAACAGAGAUGAAUCUUAAUAUAGCGAUGACUCUCUACAAUGGCUUGAUUCGCUCUCCAACACCGACAGUUUUGUCUGGAUUAGGUCCUGACGAAUUGUUCUGCGGAUACAUGUCCAUGAAAAGCGCAGAAGACGUAGAUAAAGAAGUCUGCAUGUACAUAAAUAGAUUAUGGGAGAGAAAUGGCGGCAGAGAUGACAGGAUCGCAAAUCAAGCUGGAAAAUUCGUCAUUGCUCCUUACAUGUCAAAGGCAUUUCUUGAUGUCAGUCUAAAGAUUCCAAGAGAAUACUUGCUUAAAGCGGAACUUGGAAGGGGCCAGGGAGAGAAGUGGAUAUUGAGACAGCUCGCUGAACGUCUAGGUUUGCAUUCAGCUGCGAAAAGACCAAAACAAGCAAUGCAGUUCGGUUCUAAGGUUGCAAAAGCAAAAUGGAAUAAUAUUAACUGA
Trichomonas vaginalis G3 is the source of this 1233-nucleotide messenger RNA. RefSeq names its product asparagine synthase (glutamine-hydrolyzing) protein. NCBI's taxonomy places the organism in Eukaryota, Parabasalia, Trichomonadida, Trichomonadidae. The record is from RefSeq and is a predicted model, not a curated record. Bases 1 to 1233 code for a protein of 410 amino acids. Gene Ontology annotation, molecular function: asparagine synthase (glutamine-hydrolyzing) activity. The transcript has a single exon.